Olea europaea var. sylvestris is the source of this 948-nucleotide messenger RNA. Its product is annotated as vicilin-like seed storage protein At2g18540. The transcript has 6 exons. NCBI's taxonomy places the organism in Eukaryota, Viridiplantae, Streptophyta, Magnoliopsida, Lamiales, Oleaceae. The coding region runs from base 243 to 935 and encodes 230 amino acids. The record is from RefSeq and is a predicted model, not a curated record.
AAUACUAUUUUGAGUAUUACUAAACAUUGGUACAACACCUGGAAUACAAGCUUCAAUUUUGUGCAUGCAUAGACAUAGAUGAGACAAGAUGUGCUUUCUCUUGUACUUAUAGCUUGGUGUUUUUUAAAGAGGAAUUUGGCUCUGAGAGCAAAAGAUCAAAAGGAAUAGGAAUUGGAAUUGGACUUGGUGCUUCAGAUGGACCAAUCUCUCUUGAUGAUUUUCGGAGCCUUCAACGUUCAAACAUGGAUCUGAGGAAACUUCUUGAAAAUCAAGUUGUAACCAUUGAAUCAUUGCGCAGUGAGAACCGUGCAGAUAGUGAGCGCCAUGAAAUUGAAAUAAGAGAAUUAAAAGAAUCAGUUACAAAAUCUUAUCUUGAUCAGCUCAGUGACUUGUGCCAGUCUUUGGAGGCUAAAGAGAAGGAACUAGCAGAGUUAAAUAAAAUAUCUGCUGAACAAAAGCAUGAAAUCGAAGACCUUAAUGAAAGACGUAGUGCAUCUGUGCAGUCAUGUGUUGAAGCUAAUGAAAUAAUUAAUAGUCAGCAGAGAUCUAUUUCUGAAUUAAAAGCCUUAUUAGAUGAAGAGCGUGAUCAGAGAAGAGAAGAGCGAGAGAAAUCUGCAGUAGAUAUAAAAGCUUCAAUACAAAGAGUCCAGGCUGAGGCUGAGGAGGAAAUAAAACGAAUAUCAGAUGCUGCAUUAAGACGAGAGAAAGAGCAGCAAGAAAUUAUAAAUAAGCUUCAGGAAGCAGAGAAGAAAAGGUGUUCAUUAGUGGAAACUUUGAGGUCCAAAUUGGAAGACACCAGGCAAAAGUUGGUUGUUUCUGAUAAUAGAGUACGCCAACUGGAGGCUCAAAUUCGUGAGGAGCAGCUUGCUUGUGCCAGCAACAGAAAAGUAUACAUGCUUCCUCUUGCUUACUUUGAUACUCGACUAUCUAAAUAAUCCAUUCAUUCCC